GUCCCAACAGCCGGUCUGCUGGCUGGGAUACCGCGGAGCUAAUAAUAACGACCACCGCUAACAUGUCCGUGUUGUCCUUCACCAUUUUGCUGCUCUUGAGAGGGUUCACUUUUUCUGCUGCAGGCAACUGUGAAGUGUGUGUGGACUUUCUCUACAGACUAUAUGGCAGUCUGACCUCAGCCCACAAAGAACUCACUCCGUCCCUGGUGGAGGAAGAGCUGAUCCAGGCCUGCACCGCCGCUGAGGGGAAGGAAGCAAGGCUGUGUUACUACCUAGGAGCCAGUAGUGAUGCAGAAACCCGGGUCACAGCAUCAGUGUCUCAACCUCUGGCCUCCCACGUCCCCAUAGAGAAGAUCUGCCAGCGUCUCAGUAGCAGAGACACUCAGAUCUGUCAGCUUAGAUAUGAGCCUCAGCUGAAGGAUUGGAGCAGCAACGGACUCAAAAGGAUGAGAGUCAUGGAGCUGAGGAACAUUUUAGCAUCGUGGGGAGAGGAGUGUCGAGGCUGUCUGGAGAAAAAUGAGUUUGUCAGCCUCAUCCAGGAGAAAGCACCUCUGCACGUUCCCAGUGUGGAACUAUGAAUGGUGAUGGCUUUUUGUCUCCACCCUAUUAUCCCGACAAACCAGUUAACUCACUCUUGCAUUGUUUUAGCCACACUUGAUUUAUUUCAUUUUAUCUAAAUAAUACAAAUAUGUACAUUGCAGUUCCUACACUUCAGUUCUAUAGUGCAUUAAAAGUUUAUUUUAAACCAGUG
Molecule: messenger RNA, 751 nt
Organism: Pungitius pungitius (ninespine stickleback)
Lineage: Eukaryota; Metazoa; Chordata; Actinopteri; Perciformes; Gasterosteidae
Gene: cdnf
Product: cerebral dopamine neurotrophic factor
Exons: 4
Coding region: 63-578 (171 amino acids)
Biological process (GO): dopaminergic neuron differentiation; neuron projection development
Cellular component (GO): endoplasmic reticulum
Source: RefSeq, a predicted model, not a curated record